This is a messenger RNA of Pyricularia pennisetigena, 156 nucleotides long. RefSeq lists its product as uncharacterized. NCBI's taxonomy places the organism in Eukaryota, Fungi, Ascomycota, Sordariomycetes, Magnaporthales, Pyriculariaceae. The record is from RefSeq and is a predicted model, not a curated record. The transcript has a single exon. The annotation marks the transcript as partial.
AAAAAGAAAAUUUUAGCUUACCUCCCACUUCGCGGUGGACUCGAGAACACUGAAAGCUGCUGGAAACGGAGGUCGGCGAUACCCGGUGGUAUCAAGCCUCACGAAAUAAAACACAACAGCAGCUGCGGCGACGAUGAUAGGAGGCGGUUGAAGUAA